CAGUAAGGUAUCUGGCAACGCUCUGUCCGCCACCGUACUUUGCUUCAGUGUGGUGGUGGUUUCCAUUGCCUUGCUCGAUGGUGUCCGAGGUUCGGUGGGAAGCAACUUGGUCGAGAUGAGACAUGGUGAAGGUGUGUGUGAGAAUACAGAAGAGGUUGUGAAUGCAAGUCAGGUAGGUGGUUCGGAAACUGUGGUGAGCGGGGGGAUAUGUGGGGUCCAGGGAAGGGGGCGAGACUCUCUCGUAUAUAUAUAUAUGUGUGUAUUUACCGGAGGGAAACAGUGGGCUCUGGGUGUGUCUCGCGUCCCCAAACGGUGGAGGUUUCGAUUGUCCAAUCUGCCUCUGCUCCUUCGCCUUUGGGUUCAAACUGAGUCGACCCCCCCGCUGAAUCAGUCUAGUGGGCGGGUCUCCAGUUUUGCCCCAUCUCUUUGGGUGUUAAUCUGCGAUGACGACGUGUCACAAGCAAACCUCUUGCUACGGCCGGGUGGGUUCCAGAGGUGGCGGCGUGGCAUUCACCGACAGUCCCUCGAAAUAUGGUGUGACCAUGGGGUGGGACAGCUGUGGAGGCGGGAAGUGGAAAAGGGCGGGGUCGUACCUCGGCGUUUAGUCGGACGGCAACCGAAAUUAGAUCAAGCAGAGCAUUCGCCAAGAAUGUGAAGCAACAGUGUUGAGCUGACGUGGGAGAAUCGACACGACGCGGCAGUGUCGUACGUGCGAGGUGCUUUUAGAUCAGCCGGACAGAUAUAGGAUUGCAGGGCCAAGCUGUGACACGUUCCUGUCCAGACAGGCAUCAGGCUUAAAAGAGGUAUCACAAGCGAUGCGUCUUCU
Molecule: messenger RNA, 826 nt
Organism: Kockovaella imperatae
Lineage: Eukaryota; Fungi; Basidiomycota; Tremellomycetes; Tremellales; Cuniculitremaceae
Exons: 3
Coding region: 116-655 (179 amino acids)
Source: RefSeq, a predicted model, not a curated record